GAAUGUGUUUGGCAUAGAUUAGAUAGGCGGCUGAGAGUCGAUGCAGUUUCAGUUGUGUUCCUGCUGAAUCGUGUUGUAUGAUAUAUGACGAGUAAACAACAAUUUCGUAUUCAAACGCUGUGAUGGUUUUAUCUUAAAUGCUAAAAUGCCAGAGUAUAUGAAUGUGACAGACUUCCUGGCCGAGACCAGAGAAGAUUACAAUUCACCAACCACUGCCACUUUUGUGAACAAGAUGCAACUUUGUCGUCAGACUGUGUCAAGCUUGGAAGAGUCACUGGACCAAGACCGACAAGGUCUUUCGAAGAUGAAAAAGGGGAUUAAGUCAAUUUGCAACACAGGAAGCACGUAUGUACAGAAUGAAUCAUACCUAGUUGAGACACUCAGCAGACUAGGAGAAAAUGUCUUCCCAAGUCCGUUUGACUGUGAAGUCGAGGCAGCCUUCAUGAAGUUCUCGGUGAUCACGAGAGAGCUGUCAGCACUGAUGAAGACGCUCAUGCAGAAUCUGAACAACAUAGUCAUGUUUCCUCUGGAUACGCUGCUAAAAGGCGACCUCAAAGGAGUGAAAGGAGAUCUGAAGAAGCCAUUUGACAAGGCUUGGAAGGACUACGAUGCUAAAGUGACGAAGUUGAAAAAGGAGAAAACGCAGCAGGCAAAGGAGGCGGGAUUAAUCCGAACUGAGUUCACACCUGCUGAGCUAGCAGAGGAAAUGGAGAAGGAAAGACGGAUGUUUCAGCUGCACAUGUGUGAGUACUUGAUCAAAGUGAACGAAGUGAAGACAAAGAAAGGCGUGGAGCUGUUGCAACAUCUCGUGGAAUACUACCAUGCCCAAAACAACUUCUUCCAGGAUGGGUUGAAGACGAUCGAGCACUUUAGCUCGUACAUCAGCGACCUGUCGAACACUCUCACCGUGAUCAAGCUGCGGCAGGACGAGGAGAAAAAGCAACUGACCGAUCUCAGGACUCUGCUCAAAGCCGUGUCAUCACUCGACAAAGAGAGCCAGCCAGCUGGAGUGCCUCAUGGCUAUAGUCUGCAUCAGCUGCAGGGCAACAAGCUGCAUGGCUGCUCCCGCGUCGGCUACCUGUACAAGAAGAGUGAGAGCAAGAUGCGCAAGACGUGGCAGCGGCGUCGCUGCAGUGUGCUCGAUGGCUUUCUGUACAUCAACCACUCUGACGAGCAAAAGAGCCCGGUGAAACUCAAUCUGCUCACAUGCCAAGUGAAAACUGUGCCCGAAGAUAGGCGGUGCUUUGAUCUAGUCUCACACAACAGAACCUACCACUUCCAGGCCGAAACUGAGGGAGACAUGGAUGCGUGGAUGUCAGUGCUAAUCAACAGCAAGGAGGAGCAGCUAAACAAAGCAUUCAGUCAUGGCGAGAAAGGUGGCGGCCCCAACGACAGCUUCAUGGAACUACAGGCGAGCAUUGUGAAAGCUGCCAGGAACCAACCUGGCAACGAUCGCUGCUGUGAUUGCAAUGCAAAAGAAGGAGUAACGUGGCUGUCGACGAACUUUGGCAUAUUGGUGUGCAUCGAAUGCUCAGGGGUGCACAGAGAAAUGGGAGUGCAUGUGUCGCGUGUGCAAUCUCUAGACCUGGACCACGUUGGAACCUCACAACUUCUGCUGGCCAGAUAUGUGGGAAAUGCAAUGUUCAAUGAAAUCAUGGAGGCAUCACUCCCUGAGCUUCACAAGCCUAAACCUACUAGUCCAAUGGAAGAGAGGAGAAAGUUCAUACAUGCCAAGUACGUAGAGCGACGCUACUGUGUGAAGACCUGCACAUGUGAGGAAGACAUGGCACAGGAUCUGCGCCAGUCUGUGUUAGCAAGGGACAUGCCGUCUUUGCUGCAGUCAUUCGCUGAGGGUGUGGAUCUCAUGGUUACCCUGAGCGAGACGGAACGAGCAGACACGGCUUUGCAUUUAGCAGUGUCUAGGGAGGAUGGCACUUCAAUACACAUCGUAGAUUUCCUAGUGCAAAACAGUAAAAACUUGGAAAAGCAGAACAUGGAAGGUGACACAGCAUUGCAUGUCAGCGUACGCUUCAACCAAUCUGAGUGCAUGCGGUUGCUGCUACGAUCGGGAGCCAAGUGGAAUGCAGAAAACCGAGAGGGCAGGACCCCAUUAGAUAUAGCAAGAGAGAAGGGCUACCGAAUUUGUGAGGAGCUGCUGCAGUUUGCGAUGUCAGGGAAGAAAGAGCAGUUUGAGAACAUAAAUAUUGAUUGGGGACUCAUCCACGAGGACCAGAUAUCAGACCAAGUGGACUUCAGUGAUGAUGAACUGGAUGACAGGACGACUCCUGAUAGGGGGAGCCGGCGCUUCAUGAUCGAUGACUCGCCAGGUAGUCGGCGCCGGUCAAUCCAUCCUCCCUGUCUGCCUGGCAGUGCUGACAAAACCUCGCCACUAUCUCAGAGGAACAUAAUGGGACCACCUCCACCACCACCCGCGAAGAGCAAACCCGGAGGUGCGAUCUUGUCAUCACAGGGUAGCCUUCGCAAGCGCGCACCAAAGCCGCCAGAUCUUCCAAAAGCAUGCAAGGCAAACAAUGGAGAAUCAAAAAAGUACCACCGCUCAACAUCUGACCCCAACCCAUCAUCCUCCCCAGAGCUGCCACCCCCGCCGGCAGUGUCCUCACGUGCUUCCGUUGCUCAGACAGGUGUAUUUGUUUUACCACCACCUCCUGAAUUCCAAAACAAAGGCGGUGAAAGGCUGUCAUCCGUUAGUCUGCGACUACACGGGGAUAGAGUGAGCAUCCCCGUUAUGCAUACAAAGCCUCCAUUGAAACCACCUGUAAAAGAGAAGCCAUCAAUGCAAUUGAAACCAUUAUCGACCGAGAAACCAGCCGUUCAGGAAAAGCCAAAGUGCAGAACGCCAAGUCUCAAGGCGCACUCUCUACCUCUUCGGCCACUCAAUUUGUCUCCAACAAACAAGCACAGCAGCAGUGAGGGGGAAACCGGUGCAGCCACCGUAGCAGACACGGCGAAACCAGUCCGCAGCAGCGAGCCCACCUUGAACGGUGUCAUCCCAUCAGUCUCAUCUUCAUCGCGUAACUCGACGGGGAACUCUCUCUCCGACACGCCGACCACACCCACCCCGGCUCCUAGGAAGAGAGUUGAUUCACCAAAGCAGAAAAGGUGCCAAGCACUGUAUGACUGCGAGGCAGACAACGAGGAUGAGCUCUCAUUUGUAGAGGGAGAAGUCAUUGUCAUUCUCAACGACAAAGUAGAAGAUGAAAACUGGAGGGAGGGAAUGAUUGAGGGCGCUUCUCACAGGAGAGGCUUGUUCCCUGUUAGCUUCGUGCACAUGCUUGCUGAUUGAUGCUCCGUACUUCGUUGACACUAUCGUGGUGGUGGCCUUUUAGUAUGAAAGGCACUGCGUAUUUUCAACGUUUCAUCUGCACGACAGCAUAAACCUGACUGGUAGACUAUAAAAAAAAUUGAAUGUCAUAUGCUAUUAUUAGCAAUUAUCCAGGUAGUUGUCACAAACCUGUAGAGAAUUGGCUGUUAUAUUGGUACUCUACAGAACAUAUGACUAUGUAUACCCAUGCUAUCAGGAGUGAAUAAAAACAUCUAUUUUGUUUUUAUUCAUUACUGGUGUCAUGAUCCAUAUCUAUGCUACACAUAGUGUGUAAAUCAUAAUAGGUUUGACCGUGAACCUAUGUAGUUUUACAAGAAUAGCUCAGUAAAUACCGCCACAAACCUGUCUGGCAGCAUUCCCAGGGCUGUACUGUUAGAGCUGAAAUUUGAGUAUACUUACAUAAGUCUGAUGUGCAGCAUGGCUUAUUCCCGGGUGGCCUACUCCCAUUUCGCCUACGGCAAAAUUCCCAUUUCGCCUACAGCAAAAUUCCGAGUUGGCCUACACCCA
Molecule: messenger RNA, 3850 nt
Organism: Priapulus caudatus
Lineage: Eukaryota; Metazoa; Priapulida; Priapulimorpha; Priapulimorphida; Priapulidae
Product: arf-GAP with SH3 domain, ANK repeat and PH domain-containing protein 2-like
Exons: 26
Coding region: 146-3304 (1052 amino acids)
Biological process (GO): positive regulation of GTPase activity
Cellular component (GO): cytoplasm
Molecular function (GO): GTPase activator activity; protein binding
Source: RefSeq, a predicted model, not a curated record